This is a messenger RNA of Naegleria lovaniensis, 1317 nucleotides long. RefSeq lists its product as uncharacterized. The record is from RefSeq and is a predicted model, not a curated record. Bases 1 to 1317 code for a protein of 438 amino acids. The transcript has a single exon. Lineage: Eukaryota; Heterolobosea; Eutetramitea; Acrasida; Naegleriidae.
AUGCCCUCUUUCAAUAUUGUUGACGAAACGAAACGAGUGCCACAGAGACUCUCUCGAGAACGAUCGAAUCGAAUCAAACGAUACGGUCCAUUACCAUCCAACACAUCGUGUGCUUGUGUGUACAAGACUGGAAUUCGUAGAGUCAGACGAGAAAUUAACACAAAUAACUUUUUACAGAAUUACUUUGAACAGAGAUUUGGUGAUGACUUUUUAAGAUAUGAAUGUGGUGAUACGAAUAUCAAUGUUAAUAAUACGAGGUCGGCGUCAUCCUCGAUCGUUGCACCACAUGUACAUGGCGAUACAGCUUCUGUACAUAACAUCAAUGGCAACACUUCAAAGAACAAGUCAGUAACAGCUUCAUCAUCGUCGUUGACAACAACUGUUGCUGCAGCACAAAAUUUCACACAAGUCUUACACUCCACCUUUCCAUUUCCAAAUUCGGUAGAGUCUCACAGAACGCCUUCGAAGGACGCAAUGUCAUCUUCUUCAUCCGCCAAUUUUUCCAAUAGGAGCAUUACCAACAUGACGAAACCAAAGAGCAAGAAGAAGAAUGUUGGAUCCAAGAAACAAGGCAAGAUGAACUCUUCACAUCUUUCUCUGAAGAUGAAUGAAACAACCUCCAUUGUUUCUACUUCUCAAUCUAUGGAACUCUUGUCCCCUCUUCAAGAAGACAUUUCAUCCUUGUGCCCCGAUAAGCGAUCGACAGCUAGCAGUAUCGUUUCACCCAGUGGACAAGUUUUCACACCUCCAUCUAUGAAUCACACCAUUGUAGAGUCGAUCGAAUUUGAAUCCAUGAACAAUCGUGAUCACUCGAGCAACAGGGAAAUGACAACAAAUUCAUCCAUGGUGGCACCACAACCAUUGACAUUUCAAACCAAGAUGACAGCAGAGACGAACUUAUUCACACCACAUGUUGUUGCUGCAACUGUUGAUCCACACCACCACCACACGGCAUCGACAUCCAUGAUGUAUGUCUCUCCUCUAACCUCUUCUAAUACUUGUCUAACUUCUUCUACUGGUCCAACAGUUCCUUCAACCUUUCACACACCAUGCAAUGUGGCAACAACGACUCCAAACAGUUUAAAAUCCAAAUUAUCGAUGGUGCCGUGUACAACUCCAAACGAUCAACAACAGUAUUACUCGAGAUGUUUGCCAUCCGUAAAUCCAUCCACAAACCAGGAAGCACUCUCAUUGAUCCAUGAAUCACAGGAUUCCUCCUGCAAGGCCACUAUCGUUUGUGAAGGUGGGAGUGUUCACAUUCAAUGGGGGGAUCAAUUCUUCCGCACUCUUUUUGACUUACUAAACAAGCAACAGUAA